Messenger RNA from Nymphalis io (European peacock), 1469 nucleotides. Its product is annotated as inactive peptidyl-prolyl cis-trans isomerase shutdown-like. Lineage: Eukaryota; Metazoa; Arthropoda; Insecta; Lepidoptera; Nymphalidae. The transcript is spliced from 5 exons. The record is from RefSeq and is a predicted model, not a curated record. Bases 73 to 1365 code for a protein of 430 amino acids. Gene Ontology annotation, molecular function: peptidyl-prolyl cis-trans isomerase activity; protein binding.
UUUAAACCGAGUUUAAACUUCAAACUAACUUAACAUAUUUUUACAAUAAAGUUUUUUUUUAAAUAAUAUUGUAUGAAAAUGAAUACCAAAGAACCUUCUUUAGCCUUAGAAAAUGGCUUGGAUUUAGGCAAACUUUUUACAACGGGUUCUGUAUUUCAUAUAAAUGAAGAUUAUGAUGACACAGAAUAUAAUGCUGUAUUUGAUAACAAAGAAGACAAAAUAAUUCAUUAUAUUGGAGAGCCAGUGUCUUCAUUUGAAGUUUUUGAGAAACAAUUAAAACCAGUAGACGAAAAUGGGCUUGUCAAGAAGAAGGUUUUGGAAGAAGGUGGAGGAUUACCUUUAAAUAAAGGAUGUACAGUUUCUCUCAUUUUCUCAGGUUAUUGGGAAAAUGAGACUGAGCCUUUUGAUUACACAAAAUCACAUAAACCUCUGGUAGUAAAUCUGAAUGAAAAUGGCUUGCUACCGGGUAUACAAAUUGCCAUAGAAUCAAUGUUAGUUGGUGAGAUGGCUGUGUUUCACUUGUCUUAUAUAGUUAUGUAUGGACAAAUGGGUGUCCCACCUAGAAUUAAACCUAAAGCUGAUUGUAUUUUUUAUAUAAAACUUAUAAAAAGUAUCAACACACCUAAAGAAGGGAAACUAGAUUUAUCUGAGUCUAAUAUAUUCAAUAGAGUUCAUCAUGAAGUUAAAGUGCUAUAUAGUUUAGGUAUUACACUACAUAAAACAAAAAACUUUACUGAAGCCAUACACAUAUUUAGGAAAGCGAUAAAUAUGUUACACAGAUGUAGAUUGGCUAAUGAAAAAGAAGAGACCAUACAAGAAAAGCUAUUGAUCAAAUUGUAUAUCAACUUAUUGGUUUGCUAUAAUGAAACAAAACAACCUCUGAAGUCUUGUACAAUAUGUAAGGAACUUAAUAGGUUAAAUAGCUUAUGGAAUAAUGUAAAAGCCCUUUUUCAUAAUGCUAAGGCUUUGAGAAUGAUUGGUCAGUUUGAUGCAGCACAAAAAAGGUUAAACCGAGCUCUGUGGCUUUCUCCUGAGAAUGAGAAAUUAAUUGCAGAAUUAACAAUUCUCACUAAGACAAGAGCUUCAUGUACUCAAGCGAAACUUAUUGAAAAUAAAAUUCUUGAUUCAAAUAUAAUAAAUAAUGCGUUUAAAACAGAAGUAGACAAUCUAAUAAAGAAUUUUAAGGAAAAUGUUAAUAUAUGUAAAUUGACCCUGCCUGGUAAUUUAAAUGCAGCUGAAAUGGAUUAUAUUAAAGAAACCUGUAAGAAAGAAAAUUUGUUUUGUAAUCAAAUUCAGAAAGAUUAUUUAUUGGAUAAAGAGGAAGAAAAGAUUCCUACAGAAUCAAAUAUUGAUUUAUUCAUUUGAAGGUAAUCAAAAAAAAAAUUGUUAAAUAAACAUUUUUUAUACUAGAAGAAAAAUAAAUUUGGCUGUGUGAUAAUUGAUGAAUCAAGCGUAUAAAACUUUUAUGU